This is a messenger RNA of Dioszegia hungarica, 1536 nucleotides long. RefSeq names its product Indoleamine 2,3-dioxygenase. Bases 1 to 1536 code for a protein of 511 amino acids. The transcript has a single exon. Gene Ontology annotation, cellular component: cytoplasm. Gene Ontology annotation, molecular function: indoleamine 2,3-dioxygenase activity; heme binding; metal ion binding. Gene Ontology annotation, biological process: 'de novo' NAD+ biosynthetic process from L-tryptophan. NCBI's taxonomy places the organism in Eukaryota, Fungi, Basidiomycota, Tremellomycetes, Tremellales, Bulleribasidiaceae. The record is from RefSeq and is a predicted model, not a curated record.
AUGACUUCCGUCGCCCCACCCUACCCGCCCUUCUCGCUCCCAUCGGGCCAUUUCCUCUCCCUACCCCCAUCCUACGCUGGGCCCAGCACCUCCCCCUCCACCUCCUCGGCGCAAUCAGGCGGUCUCGCGCCCAAUACCGCCUCGCUCGCCUCGGCCGAUUUCGAGGUUGAUGUCCGCACGGGAUUCCUUCCGGGAUCGAAGAAUGUUGAGCGCCUCCCGCAGCCAUGGGAAAUAUGGGAGGAAGCGCUGGAUGCUGCGCGGGGAACUGCAGUAGGUGAUGGACUGAGAUUAGGGGGUGGGAGACCAAAGGAGGUGCUCUGGCGUGCGGGUAUUGAGGUGAUGGCGGUCGUCGACACCGAGGCUUUGCAAACCUCCAUGGGCCUCAUGCGGAGAGCGCACCUGGUCCUAUCCUUCCUCCUCCACUUUUACGCCCACACCUCCCCCUCGGACGCUCCCAGACCACUCGCCAUUCCCGCCUCCAUCGCCAUCCCAAUCCUCCAAAUCGCACCCAAACUCGGCCUCCCCCCUAUCCUCACCUACUCCGACACCGUCCUCUACAACUUUCUCCCCUCCCGCCCUGACGCCUCCGUCUCUAUCGUGAACCCGCCCGAACGCGCCCUGGUCACCUUUACAAACACGCGAUCGGAGGAGCAAUUCUAUGUGAUCUCAGCGCAGUGCGAGAUUGCAGGUGCGGAGGCACUGCGGAUCAUGCGUCAGUCACUGGAUGAGCUGUUUGUGGGCGAUGAUCUGGCGUUGCGGCGGCUGGCGGUGUACCUCCGGAAACUGGCCAAGCAGAUUGAUCGCGUCGGGGAUAUCACUCUCUCGAUGAUCCAGCAUAUCGAUCCAGAGGAGUUCUACCAUCUCAUCCGGCCGUGGUUCAAGGGCGGGGACGAUGGGCCGGGAAGUCUAGGGUGGGCGUUUAUGGGUGUACCGGACGAAGGGGUGGCGGCUGUCGCUGCGGCGGAGAAUACGGCGGACCGGGCAGAGGGCGUCAAGAGGGGAAAACUGUUCUCUGGGCCGAGUGCGGGUCAGAGCAGUCUGAUCCACGCGAUCGAUAUCUUCCUUACGGUCGAUCACUCCCCCUCGGCCGACGAAGUCCAAAAUGAGGCGUCGUUCCUGCAGCGCAUGCUUGAGUAUAUGCCGCUCGCGCACCGCUCAUUCCUCGGUCAUCUGGCGGACCACCCUACCCCCCUUCGGCCGGUCAUCACGCACUAUGCCAAGACGCACCCCAAACUCGCGGCGGCGUAUGAUUUGGCGCUGGAUGCGCUCAAGCGGUUCCGCGAGAAACAUAUGCGGAUCGUCAGUGUGUUUAUCGUACAGCAGGCGAGGAGGCAGCCUAGUGACCGGAUCAGGGUGUUGUUGGGCACGGCGGAAGAGGGUGAGGAGGUGGAGGUGGAGGUGGUACAGGCGGUCAGUGUCGAGGAGAUGAGGGGGACGGGUGGAUCGCCGCUCUUCAAGUUCUUGAAGCGGUGUAGGGACAAUACGACUAGAGCGAUGAUUGCCGCGCCAAAGGGGCCGGUGUACGAGUUGAAGUAG